AUGCUGUGGCAGGCGCUUUGCCAGUUUGGCCGGCAGCUGGUGCGCAGGCGGCCCCUGGAGCUGGGCGAGCAGGCGCCUGAGAACCGCUUGUCCCGUUGUCUGAGCACCCUGGAUCUGGUGGCCCUGGGGGUGGGCAGCACCCUGGGAGCAGGCGUGUACGUCCUGGCUGGGGAAGUGGCCAGAAACAAGGCUGGACCCUCCAUCGUCAUCUGCUUCCUGGUGGCUGCCCUGUCUUCCAUGCUGUCCGGACUCUGCUAUGCGGAGUUUGGGGCACGGGUGCCAUGCUCCCGAUCUGCGUAUCUCUACAGCUACGUGACGGUGGGUCAGCUCCUGGCUUUCAUCACCGGCUGGAAUCUCAUACUCUCCUAUGUCAUUGGUGCUGCGAGUGUGGCCAGGGCCUGGAGCAUUUCCUUUGACAACCUUAUUGGGAACCACAUCUCCCAGGCCCUGCAGGGCAUUUCUCUGCACGUACCUGGCAUCCUGGCUGAAUAUCCAGACUUUUUCGCACUGGGCCUGGUGCUGCUCCUCACUGGACUGUUGGCUAUAGGAGCUCGUGAGUCGGCCUUAGUUACCAAAAUAUUCACAGGCGUGAACCUCUUGGUUCUGAGCUGUGUCAUCCUCUCUGGCUUCAUUAAGGGAGAUUUGCACAACUGGCAGCUCACAGAACUGGACUACCAACGGGCUAAUAACACUUGUACCUUGGGGCCUCUGGGCACUGGAGGGUUUUUCCCUUUUGGCUUUGAUGGAAUUCUCCGAGGAGCAGCUACGUGUUUCUUCGCGUUUGUUGGAUUCGAUUGCAUUGCCACCACAGGGGAGGAAGCCCUCCACCCUCAGCGUUCCAUCCCUCUGGGCAUUGCCAUCUCACUGUUUAUCUGCUUCCUGGCCUAUUUCGGCAUUUCCGCGGCCCUCACUCUCAUGAUGCCUUUCUACCAGAUAAAUGUUGACAAUCCCUUGCCAGAAGCUUUCGUCUAUAUCGGAUGGGCCCCGGUCAGAUACGCAGUGGCUGUCGGCACCCUCUGUGCCCUCUCCACCAGCCUCCUGGGUGCCAUGUUCCCCAUGCCUCGAGUGAUCUAUGCGUUGGCCGAGGAUGGGCUCCUUUUCCGCGGACUUGCCCGAGUCCAUCCCCGCACGAGCACCCCUGUGGUGGCCACCGUCAUUUCUGGGAUCAUGGCAGCAUUCAUGGCGUUCCUCUUUGAGCUAAGUGACCUUGUGGACCUCACGUCAAUUGGGACCCUGCUUACUUACUCUUUGGUGGCCUUCUGUGUUCUUGUCCUCAGAUAUCAACCAGACCAGAAUUUCAGCCAGAAUGAGAAAGUAUUUGAGAUGAAGCCUGAGCCUGUAAAAAAAUUCUCAGAGUUUGUUCCUGCAGUGGGAACCUCAGAGACGCUGAAGAGUCUUCACCCUGUCAACACCACGCCCACCCUGAGGUCUGGCCGGGUCGUCUAUGGAUGUACCUCCCUGGUUGUCAUCUUGCUAAUGAUUCUAUGCCUGAUACUGGCUAAGUGGCCCAGAUACCUGUUCUCUGGAGACCUAGUGUAUGCAGGGGUGGUCGUCACCUUGCUGGUGCUCAUUAUUGGGUUCACUUUUAUCAUCUGGAGACAGCCCCAGAGUGACACUCCUCUUUACUUCAAGGUCCCUCUGCUGCCUGUCCUCCCACUGAUAAGCAUCUUUGUGAAUGUUUACCUGAUGAUGCAGAUGACCGUUGAGACCUGGGCCCGAUAUGGAGUCUGGAUGGUGAUUGGAUUUGCUGUCUAUUUUGGAUAUGGGAUCCGACACAGCUUGGAGAAGAAUGAUCAACAGCUGCCAGACUUAAGCUCCCCAACUCUUCAUGAAGCUGUCUCUACUACUGAAUUGCUUUAA
Messenger RNA from Carlito syrichta (Philippine tarsier), 1860 nucleotides. RefSeq names its product cationic amino acid transporter 3-like. The coding region runs from base 1 to 1860 and encodes 619 amino acids. The record is from RefSeq and is a predicted model, not a curated record. Gene Ontology annotation, cellular component: plasma membrane. Gene Ontology annotation, molecular function: amino acid transmembrane transporter activity. Lineage: Eukaryota; Metazoa; Chordata; Mammalia; Primates; Tarsiidae. The transcript is spliced from 11 exons. Gene Ontology annotation, biological process: transmembrane transport; amino acid transport.